This is a messenger RNA of Oncorhynchus mykiss (rainbow trout), 4310 nucleotides long. The record is from RefSeq and is a predicted model, not a curated record. Lineage: Eukaryota; Metazoa; Chordata; Actinopteri; Salmoniformes; Salmonidae.
GAUUGUAAACCAUUUUGGGUGAUUUUAGUUGACCAUAGGAAAUAAGAGCUUGCGCGUAAUAUUCUGCCAUACGGGUUUGAUUGAAUAAGCUCUCUCUCUCGCUUCCCUGCUUGGCUAUACUCAGUUGACCGUCUCCUUUGCUGUGGUCCACUGUCCACUGUUUCCUUUGACAUAGAAGGCUCGAAAGACGAGGUGUGGUGUGUGUGUUGCUGGACGACACGCCAGUGUGCACUGUGUGCACUGUCUUGGGUAUGAAGACCCGUUUAAUAUUCCUUUGGCUAUUGGCCUCAGCAUUUGCUGUGUCUGUCAAAGGCAAACCUCACGACAAACAUGAAGCUUUGUCCUCACACAUAGCUAAACAGAAGGACAUUGUUCCAGAUGAGGUCAAUGAGGGGGAGGUCCUGCCGACCUUCAUGACCUUUGAGUCUAGCAGUCAGGAGCAGGAGGACGGGGACAUAAGCUCUGAGGACAAUGCUAAUGUUAAUGUGGGUCCCUCCAAUGAGGGAGGGCUGUUUGAGGUGUCCGACAGUGGUGAGAGGAGCACCCCCGUCCUGCUGAGAGAUAAGGCACUGGUGGACCUCCUCCAGGGGGAGUCAGCGGAAGAAGAGGUGGAUGAGGAGGAAGAAGAGGAGGAGGGAAAGAUCGAGUCUGAGGAGACACAGUCUGAAGAGGAGGAGGAGGAGGAGGGAGAAGAAGAGGUGGGAGACUUGGAAAAGGAGGAGGAAGAUGUAGAGGUGGAUGUGGAGGCAGAGAAAGAGGCGGAAAAGGUGAAGGCGAUGGAGGAUGAGGAGGAGUCAGUUGAGGAUGAGGAGAAGAGGGAGAAAGAGGACGAGGAGGAACAUGUGGUCGGGGACAGAGGAGUAGAGGAAGAGGUUCAAGUUGAAGAGACGGACAGCAACACCAAGCCUGAGAUUCCAGAGGAUCUGGACAGCGACAGCGACAACACAGAGGCUCUUGAGCUUGAGGAAGGGAAACCCCUCGCCGAAGACGCCCAGUUCCUUUCAAAUAAGAAAGUGGAGGCCGAGGUGGAGGAGAAAGAAGAACAAGCUAGCAAGGAUGACGAAAUCCCCACUGCCACUGAUGACUAUGAGUCCCAGCCAGACAUACAAGACGCCGAGUUCACUGAGAGCCAGGAAGUGCUCGGCCAGUACAAGUACGAUUCCCAAGAAAAGGGGACCAAUAAAAAAGACACAGACACUGAACUCCAAGAGACAAAGAACAGUGUGGAUCUUGAUGGGACACAUCUUUCUGUAGAAGGGGGAGAAGAGAAGGAGGAGAAGAACAUAAACAAGAGUGCCAGUCACACCAGAGGCAAAGCCAGGAAGCAGAGGAAGAACCAGAGAGUGAGGAAGCACCCCCUACAGAGGGAUGAGGCCCCACCAGGAGAGGGAGUCCCAGACCACCAGGGAGAUGAGGGCGUGAAGGAGCACUACCGUACCACCGACAGUGCUGUAUACAAGCCCAAGAGGAGAAGAGCAGGGAAAUGGGCUCCCCUGGUGGGAAUGAGCCCGGUCCAGAUCAGGGCGACAGUGGUCCUCUACCCCAGCACCAGGCCCUCUUUGGCGGCCAGCCUAUACAGACCCCAAGCGUCCGCUGCCGACCCUUGUGAGAACUUCAGUUGUAAACAUGGAGAGAAGCCUGUGUGUGUGUGUCAUGAGCCUUCUGCCUGCCCACAGAGUGUCACUGACUAUGAUCAUGUAUGUGGAACUGACAAUGUCACCUACACACCCUGUGAGUUCUUUGCCACUAAGUGCAACCUGGAAGGCACCAAGAGAGGCCAUAGACUUCACCUGGACUACACUGGAGUCUGCAAAUUCAUAGCACCGUGUAUGACUGGCGAACUGGUCCAGUUUCCUCUGCGUAUGCGCGACUGGCUGAAGAACGUCUUGCUGCAUCUCUAUGAACAUGACUCCAUGUCCCCUGGUUUCCUCACCCCCAAGCAACGCAUCAGAGUGAGAAAGAUCCACGAGAGUGAGAGGCGCCUCCAUGCCGGCGACCACCCCAUUGAGUUGCUGGCCCAGGACUUUGAGAAGAACUACAACAUGUACAUCUAUCCCGUGCACUGGCAGUUUGCUCAGAUGGACCAGCACCCUUCUGACAGGUUCCUGUCCCACUCUGAGCUGGCCCCCCUGAGGGUCCCGUUAGUCCCCAUGGAGCAUUGUACCUCCCGCUUCUUCCAGGAGUGUGAUGCAGACAAAGACAAAUAUGUGUCCUUCAGGGAGUGGAACCACUGCUUCGGCAUUAAGGAUGAGGACAUGGAUGUCAACCUGCUCUUCUGAGUCCAAUCAGUACCUCAUCAAGCAACCAGCUUAAAUAAGCAUUUAACAAAAUAACCUUCAAUCAUGGCAGAACCACCUACCUUAAUUGGAGAGUCACUUGUGUUGAUUUGAACUGUAUGUUUUUGGGAUGUUCUGUAAAGUUAGCCUGGUGGAACCAGCCUGAUCUCUGUGUUCACCAUUCUAUUUAACUUCACAUAUCAGUCUGGCAUUGCUCCUUAUUGAAACUGUUUGAGCCUAUGUCUGUAAUGAAAGGCAUUAUUCAAAACUAACUUGUCAGUGAUGAGAUCACCUUUAACCAAUCAAAGGACGACCUAAUUCAAAGAACAGGAUUUUGGGGGUGGGUUUUCUGAGAGGAUGCUGAUUUGACCAGUAAUUUCUUGGUUUGUCCAAAACUCCCAUCCAUUGGAGAAAGCCCAGAUGUAUAUGUGCAGUAAUCAGGCCAGUUCCACCAUGCUACUGCAAAGUACAAUUGACUAAAAAGUAAAAGUGAGGAUGGACCACUGUCCUUCCAUGUCUUAUGUCAGAUGGAAGAAGAGGAUAGUUCAUGUUGUCUUAUUACAGUUGUGGUGGUUAAUUUCUUUCCUAUCAAAUGAGUAGAGACAAACUUAUCACACAAGUCAGAGUUAUACUUAAGAGCUUUGCAAUAGCAAUGACCUUCAACGAUUCACCAUUUCUAAUGAUCCGUUGAGAGUAGCAACACAAUGGCUACUGAGAUUUUUUAUAGCAAAGUUCCACCCCCUAGUCGACAUAACAAACCACAGAUAUUAGGAACAAUUCACAAAGUGAGACUUUAUAAAUGAGAAAGGAGUAUCCCGUAGCCAGAUAACAUUCGCUAUAAAUUAUUGUUCAGUUUGGCCCCUAAGACGAGGUUGCUAUCUUGUUCCUGUUACUCCUAGUACAAAAACACCAACUCAUCCAAUGGCAUAAAUCAAUUGUCAACUCUAGACACUACCACACACAUCCCCCAAGGCCAAAGGAGGGAGUGACUGGUGCACAGACAUUGUGGAAACCAGUAAUUGGUUCCCCAUUAAUCACACCAUCCCUUCACAUGGUUUAACAGAUACAUUCACAUAUGAAGACAAUGUUCCCUCCUGUCCUCUUCCCUUUCUGAUAUUCUGCAUAGCACCAGGGACAUGUGAAAGACAAGCCUGACCUCUCCCCUCUCUGGGCCCCAGUUGUCUGAACCCCAGCUGAGGGAAGAAGUGCAACUGCCAACACCAGAGUCCGAAGGGAAACAUUCUAAUAACAAGUAAGCAUAUUAUGCAGAUAAGACAUCUUUAUUAUCUGUUACCCAACUAAUUCUGAUUCAUCCACCACACAGUGUAGCUAUUACAGUUAAAUACUACCAUGCUAUUGUUUGAAGAGAGUGCAGAGUUAUGAACUAGAAAAUGUAAACCAAUUAGGCACAUUUGGGCAGACUUGAUGCAACAUUUUUAAUUGAAAUUAAACGGUUCUUUGGAUCAGUCUAAAACGUUGCACAUACACUGCUGCCAUUUAGUGGCCAACAUCUAAAUUGCGCCUAAAUUGGAAUAAUACAUUGUGGCCUUGCUCUUGCAAGGUAAAGCAAAUUUGGAUCUAUAAAUAUGUGGAUGUUCUGUGAUACUGUAUAGCUGAUAGUGGUAUUAGUAGAGUAGGUGAUGAGAUUGUAUUUUUUAAACAAUUACAAUGAUAUCAGUGUUAUGAACACAUUCCAAGAGGGGGAAAGUUUACGAGUGCUUUUUGUAGAUGACAAUAAACAAAACAAAAAUGGACUUCUAUGCAGGUGAAACAAAUCACUAUAGUUUUAUGCAGGUGCAUUUUUUUUGUAUGGAAACCAUUUAUAAUUGACUCUCACAAUAAAUUGAGCUUGAAUAGAGUAUUUAUUUCUAUGUCAAAAAGAGACAUUUUAAUGGCAGUAAAUGUAGUAGAACAUAUGAUGUUGACAGAAUUACUAAGAGUUGAAUGCUGUAACUGUUUUUUAUGUCUUGCCUGAUACAGCUACUUCACUAACGAUUUUAAUAAAAGUAAUGUUGACCUCAUCGGAUCUCAUCA